UGAGCGUUGUCGUCGUCGUCGUCGUCGCGCGUGUUGCGGUGGUGCUCCAGAGACUCAGGAGCAGUUGGCCACGAGGCACACUUUUCCAUUGUGUGCUUCAUUUCAGAUCUUGUGUGAAAAAAAAGGAUAGAAGUAGUCUUCGCUGUGCCAUUGAUCCCGACACUCAGAAUUUUUUAUGACUCUACAUCACUUGAAAUGUGUUUUUCUGUAUAUAAACGGGAAAGUAGAAAUAAUCCUAAAUAAAUUGUGAUAAAAGUUGUCAUGAAAGAAAAUAUCUUGGAAUACAUUGGUAAAGAGAAGCGUCCAUUAAAUUAGGCACUAUAGUGCCAAGCUUGGGUAAUGGAUCCCGUUAGUCCAUGGUACACGUCAUAUAAUCGUCUAACUGCGGGUAGCUCUGGAACGUUUCAAACACCGUCGACUACAACUGGCGACUUUGUAUCUCAUCAUUUAGCAACAACUGCUACGCAAGCAGUGCCAUCAACAACAACGUCACAGUUACUUCUUCAGGCGGCUCAUACGACAGCAACUCUGGCAGGCCAACCAUCCCCUUUUAACCCAGGGGGGUUUUUAUCUCCGCCUCCUGUAGGUUAUGAAGUUUUCUCACCUCUGUUUCAUCCUAAUACUAAGCAGGCGCAUUAUGUCACUCAGCACAGGCAACAAGUACUCGCUCAAGCGCAAGCAGUGUCAGCGACAAAACAAAACGCUACGACCGAAUCUGAUAUUUCUACGUUGAGAGAGAAUUAUAGCUCAUCUCAUCAAGUUACAUUUUUCGAGCAACAAGGAGCAUCAACGACAUCGCCUACGACAUCGGCACUGUCAUGGACGUCUCAGAACAACACACAACUCCCUAGCCCGUUUGGUAUUUUGCCGCAUGAAAGCGUUGUUCCAUCGUCUCCGGCUCCGUCUUCUACAAAAUCUAGUGGCACUGACUAUGAAAGUGCAUUUAACACUCAUUUUAGUACACAGACCAUAAAUAACAUUAACGCGUCUCAAAUAACCAGUCCAUCUGCGUGCAAUGCAGAUUUCAAAUCGUCAAGCUGCCCGACCGAAUCGAAAAAAUCGAUCAGUGUAAGAUCUCAAUCACCUGUCAUCAGCGUAAAGUCUACUAUUUCCACAUCACAAGUUAGCAAUAGCCAAACGUUUUUUCAUCAAGUUCCAACUUUUAGUUCUGAUACCUUGAGUGAUAAUUAUUCGGGUGCUGGUAAUGAAAGUCAGUCCGCCACUGAAAAUGACAAAGUGCAGUCGUCGCUGCAACAUCAGCAAUCGUGUAUUGUCUCGACGAGCAACUCUUCUGAUAAAGAAUACCGAAUAUCACAACCGUCCUCGAGAUCGGCAACGUCGACAACGAUCUUUCUAAGCGCCCCUGCUCGGUCAAGUUCUACACAAGUGAUUCAGGACAAACAAGAAACACGUAAUGGUAAUUUUGUGUCACUACCUAAUAAAGCGGCGACCACUAUCACGACACAACAGAAUAUUCAGACCAAAGCGCAGACUAAGAGUUAUCCAGGUAUAGGAAACCAUGGAAUGGAGCACCGACGAAACGAGCAACAAAGGCAUGAUAAUAGUCAGUCGUCUCCGAUCAGCUUUUCUAUCAUGGAAAAUCGCAACUUAAAUUACACUGCAAAUAAUACCACUAAUUGCAAUAACACGAAUGGCAAGCUUACGAACAGUCAGAGAACAUUGUCUAAUAGCAACUUACAAUCACAUUCUCAGCAGCAACAAACGUUUCAUGUUUUGAAUCAGCAACAGCAGGCUACAUCUUACAGACAUUAUUUAACAGGAUCGACGAGCGACACGGAAUAUCAUCCAGGCAGAUCCAAGUCUGCAACGUCGACGGAUUCCGCUUACUCAUCUAAUACUUCAACGCAAAAUGGACACGAUUGCAGCGUUGUUGUUCCACGGCGACCGAGCCCACUGCAGACUCAUUCACAAGCUAGUCCCUUGGGCCACGUGCCAAGUCCGGCGUAUCCCAUGUACAACAGUCCGAUGGCGACUAUGUCGCCAUCGCCGUUGCAACAACACGAGACCAACGGCAAUCAGUGUACUAAUAGUACAUCAUAUAAAAACGGAGUCACUCAACAAGUUGCUCCGAGAUCACCCUUGGAUGUUACUGUUCCCAGACCGGCGUCGCAGGGACAGGUAGCUUAUUCAUCGGUGAUCACACGAGCAUUGAGCACUACGGAGAAUAAUAAGGCGACUUACAACACAGAAAGUAAAACGUACGAUAGACAGCAGCAACAGGACUUCUCACAAACGCAGAAGCAACAGAUUUGUUGGGAAAAUGAAAAUCGGCAAACGGUGAACGGUACUAGGAAGUUUUCCGUCUAUGUUGGCGCGAAUACGACCAGUGAUAUAAACAUGCAAAGUACUUUACCAGUUCAACAGCAAGUACAAAGGCUCAUGAAUGUAUCAGCGGAUAGGCAGCAGUCAUAUUUUGAAGCUAAUCAAGUGACAUUACAAGAUUUAAGUAGCUGUAGAGGAGACCCAAUGAGCAUCGUGAAGAACUUACAAACGUUGCAAGGACCCUACUUACAACAGCAUACGACUCUUGCUACUUCGGUUGGCAUCGCGGAACAGCAACCAAAGCAGGUUGAAGAACGACGAAAGGCUGACAAUGUUAAUAAAAAGAAAAGAAAUUUAGAAAGAGGUGGUCAUGGUACAUCAUUAUCCAACGAGUUUACAGGUGGUACGAUGAUGACGGAAUAUCUCAGUAGAAUACCUCCACCUGCACAUCACAACGCAGCGAAUCAACAGCAGCAAAAUGGUUACUUCGAGUUUGAACGAUGGAACUUACCACCACCGACCGCUAAGAUAUUUCCCACAGCGUCCAGCGCCUUUGGUUCUCAGUCGUCGUUGCACCAUUCAAGUAACUUUGUGGGUACUUCGGCUCAUCAGCAUCAAUCGUUAAUGGUGUCGCACCAUCACGCACCACCACCCAUUCCGUAUUUUCCGGCUUUUCAUAUUCCCACGGGUCAUCAUUCACAUCACUCGCACGAAUUUCAAUCUUCAGUUGAGAUAACACCAAUAGGAUUCGGUGAGACCACUAUGAAUCAAAACACCAAUUACAAUCAAGAGAUCAGAGACGAUCAGCCUAAAGUAAUUGUUCCUAAUAUUGAGGAGGAAUUAGGUUUUCUUCAGCAGAAUCAACAAUUGAAUCUGCAAAAUAUGAAUCAAAUAAACAAGGACUUCAAACAGCCCAACAGAGAUCCUAAUACGGGAUUUAUGAUGAGCUAUUUGAAAUUUCUGCAGGGUGAAAGGGAUUCUUCUCCACCGCCUGCCCUACGCGGAGGUAGAAAAAUGACAUGGAAUAGGUCAAAACCAUAUAUACCCAUUGAAUCGAGCAAAGCUACAGAAAUUUCAAUUAACGGUGAAAGUGUUAAAUCUCAAGAAAAGUCGAUAGUAAAAGAGAUGUCGGUUAAGCAAAUACCUGCAAUAGAUUAUGCUAAUGAUCCUAGGUACUUUCCGUUACCGAAAGAAAGAAAGAAACUCAAUUUUGAUUCGAGUGACGAUGGAUUUACUAGUGACGAUGAUUUUUUUUCUUCUAAAAAAACGGAGAAAAAAGUGCAGAAUGUAAAUAAUAUGAAUAAUAUUGAGGUUGUUGCUGUAAAAUUAGAAGGAAAAGGUAGGAAAGGCCGACCUAUCAAGCCUGGUGGACCCACGGACAGGAAGAGAAGAGCCGCUGCGGCAGCGGCAGCAGCAGAAACAGAAAAAAAGUCUUCAAAAACAAUUGAAGAAGUGGAUCCUUUGCUUCUUCCUCCCAGACGUGAAACAUCGAGAAGAAAGGCAAAAGAGAAAACGUCAGUAAAACAAUUUUUAGAUCGACAACAGGGUAUAGAUUACUUUGAUAACGACGAGGAACAGGUAGAUUCCGAUUCCGAUCCAGCAUGGACACCUGCUGUAAAAUUGAUUGGCGAUGAAGACGAGAAAAGAAAGAAACGCACAAGGCCCGUUAUCACUAAAAAAAUUAGAAAGAUGUUAGAAGAGGAUGACUAUUCAUCUGGUGAAGUCAUCAUUUCAAAAAAAUUGACAAGGAAGAAAUACGAGGCGGUCUCGAAAAAUUCUAAUAGCUCCAGCAAACUUUCGUGCAGAAUUGAUGAAAAAUUAGCUGCGGCAAAUGAUGAAGAUAUUGAUAUCUUACCAUUUAAGCAUUUGAUAGGCAGUUCAGAAGACGUGUCUGGUGAAUUUGUCGUGAUUAAAACAGAUUUGGAUGAGGAAGAGGAUCCUCCUCUUUGGAGAAUAGAUGGCAAAACAUUACUUCAAAAAUAUCAGCCGUUUAAGUCCAAUGGAAAAACUUUAUACAAAAACAUUCCUACGUAUUCUGCAUGGGUUUCACAAAAUCGUCACAUAUACCAACAAGUACCGGUGAAAUUCUGGCAGCAGGGCAAGACAGAGACAAUUGUGGAAUUUUUGAGGGAUGAGAUGAUCAUUGACGACAGUGAGAACAUCGAUAAAUUUAUGAAAGAUACCGAAAAAUAUCAAGAUAAUUUUGAAGUAUAUAUACAGACGUUAAUUUCGCAAGCUUUAGACUCUAAUUUUCUUACUGAAAUAUUUCAAGAACAAGACGAUUAUUUUCUAUCGAAUGUGAAGACUGUCGAUGAAAUAACAGAGGAAAGAAAACAUCGCCUUUUGUUCACAACUAAGUGGAAGGCAAGUGUCGUGACGGCAAUAUCGACAUGGCCGUGUGUAAAUGUGCUUAAAGAUUUGCCGCCGUCAGAAUAUAAAGGAAAAUUCUGUGCUGGUUGUCAACAAACAAAAAUUUAUGCGAGAGUUUUGCUUUAUGGACAACCAUAUAACGGUACUACAUUAGAAGGCUCGCCGCCCGAUCCAAGAAUACCUCACGAAAAAGACUUUUUGCUGUGCCGCAUUUGCCAAAGGAAAGUGGCCUUGUAUAAUAAAGUCGCUCAUCAAAAAUAUUUGAUGUUUUUGGAAUGUGCAAGAAGAGUAGCGGAUAAAAAAGUAGCCGAUCCACAUAAAGACACAACAAUUAUAUUAAAUGAAUUAUUAGCAGAUGAAGCAUGGCUAAAUCAAUUUCAGCAACAUCUGAUGGCAAUGCUGGUUUAUGCUUAUAACUAUGUAGAGUUCCAGUUGCUUUUGCUUUCUGUCAAGAACACCACAAAUCUUCGCUGAUUGGACAAUUCUCACGUUGCGGAUUUUCAUCGUUAGAGCAUUUAUGUAAAAAGUUGCCCAGAUAGCUUGUCAUGUUCUUUAGAGAAUCACUCUGACGAUUCUCAUAUUGCGAGACCGUAUUAUACUGUAAGGUCUUUUAUGAUAUUUGCAGUUAAUUUACCCUUACCGCCGAGGCCCUUUGUAGUUUUCUUAAUAUUUCACAGUCUCGUUCCCAUAAAUUUUUUUACGUGAUUCACGCACUUUUUUUUUUUUUCGUUACGUCGGACGAAAUCAGCUCAACAAUUUUAACCAUGGCUUACCUGCGCCUACAAAAACUGCUGCAUCUCUUAAUUUUUCGAAUUUCAUCAUAAAACUUUGUGAGCAUAUUCUUGAGAUGUAUACCGAUUGAAAUAAAUAAAAAAAUUCAUUUGCCUGAUUGCUUACCGUGUAUGACCCCCUUAAAUUGAUAAUAUAUUUAUAUUACAUAUGCGUGUUUAUUCACAUCUACUUGAAGUGUUACACAAUAUACAGCUUUAUAUAUAUAUAUGUUGUAACCGUGCUCGCAAGCGAUGGCCAACUUCGCCUCCGUCCCUGGUCGCAGCCCUGAGCCGCCCGGGUGUCGGGGCGACUGUCUUCGUGAAAUUUAGAGCGGCGAUGGCUCGCGCGCGUUACCAGCUGACGACCGCUGGGUAUCGAAUAUCGCGAAAACGGGAUGCUUAACGAGCGGGUUAUUGUGCGUACGCGGGAAUUUUCCGGCUUGUCUACGCUUGACCCGGCGUCGUUGGUGGACGCCAAACUCCCGAUAGGAUGACGGCUUCGCCAAGGGCGAACGGAACGAACAGUAACUCUGAGCCCGCGUGGCACGCGACGAAGUCAUGUUCUUUCGCGCGCUAAAGAAUCUCGCGAGUAAUAAGCGCGAUAAUUAUUAGUCACUCGCCAACAAGGCGGUUCAAGACGAUUACAUCAAUUAUUACCAGAGUGCAAUUACCGAAGGACUCGCGACAUAAAUGCGAUCGACCAAAUUAAACAAUACUAACGAUAACUUACAGAUGCGCGACAAUUUACAACACGGGAAUAACUCGUGAUACGACUACCGGACGAAAUUACGAUUGACUCGGCUGCGGAUCGGGACGCACACGCAACGCAAUGAUAACACGAAAUGCACAGCACGGAGCGAAAUCACGCGGGCGGGCGCGAUCGGGCGAGACAACGAUGCUCCGAUAAUUCCGCGAGCUCUUGGCUUUACCCAAUACGUCGGAAAAUACAACAGUAACUACGCGACUUUCCCGCGACUCGCCCAACCCGCGAAAUCGGUGGCUUUACACAGUAUUUUGACGCUCGUCUCACCAAGUUGCCUCCUUUUCGCUUGCCUCGUCCGGGUCGGGAUAUUCUUUGGCUCUUGCGUCCUCUUUUACAAAGUAUCUCGGCUCGGGACCUGGAUUGCACGCACUAUUCACAAUUAUGUCCGCAGCACGAGUGAGGGACCCUGGAUCUCGCGGGGGCCGCUCGGCGGCGCGCCCCACCUUGCCUCCGGUACUCCGGACUCUUAUUGGCCGGUUUCCCGAAAGUCGAUUUUCGCGCAGAGUGCGGUGUACACGCUGUCGCCGGCUGGUCGAUCCAAGCGCGGCGGUCGAUAAUUAGGGGCUCCGUGCACGAGAAUCUUGGCGCCUCCUUCCGCGGCAGUCUCUUCUCUCUUUGCCAGGCGCAUCCUCCGCCAUCAGGGUGUUAUUUUUUCCUCGACGGGGGCGUUCGCUGAUCAUAAGCUGUCGCGAUCCUUCCGCCGGACUUCAUGCGGCAUCGGAUCUGCAGUUGCCCCGUCGGGGUGCCGGCUUCGCGCGCCGUCGCUGGAUCCUGAAAGCGUGAUUCGGCGGCAGUAUCGGAAUCUCAAACGGCACAAAUGGUAGGCAAGAUAAGGGCGGCAUUACCUGCGGACCCCCGCUUAGAAAGGGUUUUCUUUUACUCCCUCGAUGUCCACUCACUCUGCGACCCCCGGGAAGGUUCUCCGUCGAGACGAGACGUCCAAAAAUUACAAAGAGAUCUCCAGAGCCACCGAUCUCCGCCGCACCCGCGAUACAGCGCUCGCAAAAAUCUUAAUAAUUAAUCGAACGGACAGCACGUGGGACAUCACACACACAAAAACACGAGACAACACGCUUUUGCAUCCACUCCCGAGCGGGAGGACGCAGGACCCGCGUUAAUGCGUAAGGGCCCUCAGGGCCUUGUGACGGACAGCAGCCUGCGGCUGUCACGUCACAAUGUAUAUUGUAACCGUACUCUCGAGCGACGGCCAAUUUCGCCUCCGUCCCCGGUCGCGGCCCUGCGCCGCCCGGGUGUCGGGCGACCGUUUCUCGUGGUUUUGCAAAAAUAUAAAAUUGGGCGCCAGAUAUGUUAAACGUAUCACUCUUUUUAUAUGUCGCGGAAGAUUAGCCUUAAAUUAAUAAAGUCGCGGAAAAAGGGGCAGGCUUCGUAAGCGACCGGGCGUCGGCGGCUCCGAUAGCAAGCUGCCCAGCCUUAAAAUAGUAGAGGGGAAGGUUCGGUGCGGACGGAUGGAAUCGGGGAGGCGAGAGAAAUAUCGUGAAUACCACAUUAAUUAAACAAACAAGAAUAAUAAGUAUAUUUCACGAUUCGGACAAUUACAGGCUCUUAACGCUCGGUCGAGCGGCGACCACACUUCACGCGCGCCACGAGCAGGCGAUCGCUCGCAAUCAGAUCUCUCGAACACGGGAUAAUCAUCAAAAAUGUCAUUUUACGUACGCGGAGAUUCUCUGGCUCUGUCUAUAGCUUACUAUGCGUCGUUGGUAAACGCCGAACUCCCGAUAAGAUAAUGGUCUCGCCAAGGGCGAUCAGGACGAACAAUAUCUCGAAGCUCGCACAACACGCGACGGACUCGUGCUCUUUCGUACAAUAUAAUAUCCCGCGAAUAACAUGCGCGACAAUUACUACUCGCUCGUUAGCGAGGCAAUAAGAGACAAAUACAUUUAUUUUUACGAAAACGCAAUCACGCAAGAGUUUGCAACACGAGUACGGUACAAUACAAUAAUGACUCGGUUGCGGAUCGGGACACGCACGCAACGCAAACACAACGAAAAGAACGGAACGUAUCGAAUUCACGCAGUCGCACGUGAUCGGGCGAGACGAAACUGCAGAAAAUUCGCCGACUUUACAAUAAUCUAGCGACGUCCGUCUCACCGAGUUGAUUUCUCCUCAGCCUUUCCAGGGUCGCGAUAAAACGACUCCUGCGUCCUCUUACAAUUUGUGGUAGCUUGGGAUCAUUGACACUUGCACGACAUCCGCAACCAGAGUGUUCGAUCUUUUAUCCUGCGGGGGCCGCUCGGUGACGCGCUCCACCUUGCCUAUGGUAAGCCGGGCCCUUAUUGGCCGCGAUUUUCCGGUUCGAUGUGCGCGCAACGUGUGACAUGCGUUACUGCUACUUGCUGAUGGAUCCUAGGCGCGAUGGUCGAAUUUUCGGGGCCCUUCGCACGUGAAUUUUGCGCUUCUCGGCAGCGGCUCCUCGUCCUUCAAUUAAACGCAUCCUCCGUUUCUGGGAUGGGGUCCCCGCCUCUUUCCAUUGGCAGAAUGGGAAGAAAAUAAAUAUACAGUUGAUCCGCGUGGCAUGUAUCGUGGUUUUUGUGGGAUCUGUUUCCUAGCCGCGCCUUUAAGGCAUCCUUCUUUUGCGCCUUCCUAGGAUCCUGCAAUAGUAAUUCGGCAGCAGUAAUAAAAUCUUUUAACAGGCUGAAAAAUGGCAAGCAAGGAAAAGAGCGGUACGACCUGCGGACCCCCGCUCGAAAGGGGUCUCUGUAAAUCCCUCGUUGACAGCUUACUCCGGGACUUCCGGAAACGUCCUUCGUUAAGACGAGGCGUCUAAAUGUUACACAAUGAGCUUUUCUUGGUCGCCAAUUUCAGCCGCACUCACGAUAUAACGCUCGCCAAAAAAAAGGACAACACGGGACGGCACACACAGAAAAUAUGACGUGUCACGCUUCCGCGCCCGCUUCCACAGGACUACGCAUGCACGCACGCACACACAUACACGAUGUGCAAAAUCCGACCGGCAACCUCCACGUGGUACCCACACAUUGGAUAAUGAACGGCUAAUGCCGGCGGUAAGCGUCAUUAAAAAAAAAAAAA
Monomorium pharaonis (pharaoh ant) is the source of this 9234-nucleotide messenger RNA. RefSeq lists its product as uncharacterized. Bases 340 to 5127 code for a protein of 1595 amino acids. The transcript has 10 exons. Lineage: Eukaryota; Metazoa; Arthropoda; Insecta; Hymenoptera; Formicidae. Gene Ontology annotation, cellular component: nucleus. The record is from RefSeq and is a predicted model, not a curated record.